Maylandia zebra (zebra mbuna) is the source of this 1252-nucleotide messenger RNA. Lineage: Eukaryota; Metazoa; Chordata; Actinopteri; Cichliformes; Cichlidae. The record is from RefSeq and is a predicted model, not a curated record.
CGAGUAUCACUAUAACAGAAGGACAUAAUCAGCGCGGUAAGUUUGCAGAACCUUACAGCCUGUCUUGGCCAGCAGGAGCUCGUUUCUUUCAGCUUUUCUGAGGUUGCAAAGUCCACUGUCAUCAUGUCCGACACAGAGGAAGUUGGGGUCGAGGAAUACGAUGCUGUAGAAGAGGAGGUAGUAGUGGAGGUAGAGGUGGCCCCUGAGGUGGCCCCUGAGCCAGAGCCAGAACCACAGCCAGAGCCAGAACCAGAACCAGUGGUAGAACCAGAACCAGAACCAGAACCAGAACCUGAGCCUGAGCCUGAGCCUGAAGAGGAGAAGCCAAAGUUCAAGCCCACCGCCCCAAAAAUCCCAGACGGUGAGAAAGUGGACUUUGAUGACAUCCAGAAGAAACGUCAGAACAAGGAUCUGAUUGAGCUGCAGGCCCUGAUCGAUGCUCACUUUGAGCACAGGAAGAAGGAGGAGGAGGAGCUGAUCGCCCUCAAGGAGAGGAUUGAGAAGCGUCGUGCCGAGAGGGCCGAGCAGCAGAGGGUCCGCGCUGAGAAGGAAAAGGAGCGCCAGGCCAGACGUGAGGAGGAGAGGCGGAUCAGAGAGGAGGCUGAUGCCAAGAAGAAGGCAGAUGAUGAUGCCAAGAAGAAGUCAGCUCUGUCCAGCAUGGGCUCCCAGUACAGCAGUCACCUGCAGAGAGCUGACCAGAAGAGAGGAGGAAAGAAAGAGACUGAGAGGGAGAAGAAGAAGAAGAUCCUGGCCGCCAGGCGCAAGCAGCUGAACAUCGACCAUCUGAACGAGGAUAAGCUGAAGGAAAAGAUCAAAGAGCUGCAUGACUGGAUGACCCAGCUGGAGUCUGAGAAGUUCGACCACACGGAGAGACUGAAGAGGCAGAAGUACGAGGUUACUACCCUGCGUAAGAGAAUCGAGGAGCUCAGUAAAUUCAGCAAGAAGGGAGCCGCCCGCCGCAGAAAGUAGAUCAACUCGGCCCGCCAGUGCUCAGAAACCAAACCAGGAUAAUCUUGGACACAUGCCUGAUGAAGCAAUGCACGCUGUGGCAAAGGUCUUAGCUCAGAAGAAGCCUGUAAUGCUGAGGUUUACCCUGCAGCCAACCAACCACACUAUGAAACAUGCAACCAGGAGCCUUUAGCUGCUCUUCAGUAGGAAUAAAAACCAUUAAACUUUGUUGCCGUCACGCUUCCUCACCCUCGACUGUUUGGUUCUCAGUAUUUUUGUAAAUAAAGUGUGACACUUCAAGCCA